Fusarium verticillioides 7600 is the source of this 4751-nucleotide messenger RNA. RefSeq lists its product as hypothetical. Lineage: Eukaryota; Fungi; Ascomycota; Sordariomycetes; Hypocreales; Nectriaceae. The coding region runs from base 1376 to 3091 and encodes 571 amino acids. The transcript has 2 exons. The record is from RefSeq and is a predicted model, not a curated record. Gene Ontology annotation, molecular function: DNA-binding transcription factor activity.
CUUCAGCCCUGACUAGGCUCACUCCGACUUGGCGGCUAUCCACGCUCCCGCAAUGAUGGCCCUCAUUCGAGAUAACCAUCACCAGAAAGAGACGUCGACGUCUUGCAUCAAACUGUCUCAGGCCAGCCAUCAGCAUCAGUUUGCCGGUGGAUGCUCCGCUCAUCCCUAGCCUACUCAUUCUCGGGCACAGACACAGUUCCUGCUCUCUAGGCCUAUCAACACUCAACGCCAGCAACCCAUCGCCAUCGCAUCACCGUUGCGGCUGCAAGGAAUGCCUGCCUGGACUUACUCACACUGGCACGUAUCCAUCCACAUUGGUGCAAUACAUACUGACAUAGCGGCUGAACGGGCCUUACCGUCCUCUUGCGUGGCGUUAAGCUCACUCACCCCCGUGUGCCUUGGACUAACAUUAGCGGCCAUGGACUUGGCCGCCAAUGACUGAAGACAAUGUCAAUACGACUUCUCUCAAAGAUGCAUACCCGCUGUCAAUUCGACGGUGUCUGAUAGUUGUUCGGAUUCAAGUGCAUAGAGACCUGAGACAGAGCCUGGGAGAUGAAAUCCACCUCACCCAGCAGCUACAGCUCACAAAGUCAUCAAUCUCCCGUCUCGACCACCAGAUUGGAAUUUGGGCACUGUUACUACCUACAUCAAGGUACCCUUCGACCUGACGGCUCCGUCCCGGCUCGCACACCAUCUUCUACCAAGGAUGACAGGGCGAGGCCGCCAGGGCCAGGUCUGGAGUCCCAUGCUGCUGCAGGUCGUCCUGAAGAGUAAUAGAUGGGAUCAGCGCAUCGCUCCACUUCCACCGAUGCCUCUUCAGGCUGAGGUACGUACUUGAGGCUCUGCUCGACCAACUCAGGGAGUGCCCAAUGCCCGCGUCGGCGGGACUCUCCAGAUAGGCUGGCGAGACCUUCUGGCCAUACAAAUCUUGGGGUCUUUAUAAUCUAUUAAGAUGUCUGCCCUCGCCCUCCACCAUGGCGACUCUUCUCUAUUGUGGUCAACAGGUUCCAGCAAUCCUUUUCUGGUCAAUUCUUUAUAAACUUCCCUUUUUUCCAUUCCCUACUUACACCAAGCCUCCCACUCACCUUACCUAAUUCCCCAAGCUUGCACUACCGGUGACUUAUUUACACGUCCAACGUCUUGCGUUACCAAGUCGACAUUUUGCACUCUUGAUAUACAUGCCCAUUCGCCAUUUCAGACCUAAUGGUUCUUAACUUCGGCGCUAGGACUUGAACAGCUCAGUGGCUCUUCCUCCUCCAGGUUUUCUUUUGCUUUGAAAGCUCUGGCAUACCGUGCUCUUGUUCUUCUUGUUGUCUUUCGCUGCAAAGAGCCUUACUUACAGUGCCUCUCUAACAAAAGGGGAUCUGUUGACAACAUGACUGUCCAAUCACCCUAUGAGAGGAACAACGGAGCUAGGUGUUUAUCUGACACACGUUAUUUCUCCUAUUCCGGCCCUGACUCAAUCAAUCACGAAGACUUCACCUGCCAAAUUGAUCCCCUUCUUCAACAUAUGGUACCCUAUCCCAGCCACGAGGUCACCUACUAUGGUGCCAACAGCAUGCAGAGGUAUCUGCAGGAGCCUCAGAGCAACUACUUCAUCGCUGCAUCAAACAUUGAUAUCCCAGGCACUCGAUAUGCCGGAAUUUACCCCGAUAUGAGUUGUCCUGCUCAUCAAAGUUCACAAGUUCGCCAGGGCUCUCCAAUGUCCUACCAACCAUCAUCAGCCGCGAGUGGCCCACAAAGUCCCAAUUGGACAGAUAAUGAUGCACAUGUCAGCACUCUAGGUCCUUCUACACCCUCCGAUGUUGCAGUCUUGUCUCCGAACAUCGUUGGUUCAGGCUCUCUGUCACCUAGUGUCUCCCUUUAUGGGUUGUCAAGUGGUCCACAAGGAUGUGUGAACCCGGCUGUCAUUGAACCAAGUCAACCCUUUUCAGAAAUCACAGAGGAGCAAGAGAUCAAUGCUUUCACCCUCGACAUGAAUGCUGAGUUUGACGGCGCCACUCCCAAUUCCACCUACCAAGGUGACGGCUCGAGUUCUCCAUCGACUUUCGACCCUUCACCUUCAAAGUUAUAUCCUCAACCCGAUACGAAGGCGACCUACCCUGAUCCUGACGACACGGAUCUGGACAUAAAUCUCGAAAACGAAGCUGAGACUAUCCAUGUCGACGACGGUGACGAUGAAUACAGACCCAAUUGUAGAACCAAGUCACCUCGAAAUGCCAAAGGUGGCAGUCGACGUGGCCGCGGCAGUCGACUAAGUUCCAGUGCCAAUGCUAGCAGAGGAAAGGUUACCAAAUCACGGCCUGUUACCCACGGUACCCCAGCGCGGAAAUUACUCUUCUCGUGCGAAAGCAUAUUGUGCAUGCAUUGCCAGAAAGUGUUCAACGACGACGUAUCACUACAGAAACACAUCAAUGCCAUGCAUACUCGCCCUUUCAUCUGCGUCUUCCAUUUUGCGGGCUGUAACCACGCUUUUGCAAACAAGAAUGAAUGGAAAAGGCAUGUUUCCGCUCAGCAUUUGAACCUACACUACUGGCUUUGUACAACUGGUGCCUGCGGAUAUCCUUCAACCCCACUGAAAUGUGUUCUAGGCAACGCUACACAUUGCAGGGUCUUUAAAAGAAAAGACCUCUACACACAACACAUACGCCGGAUGCACGCACCUGACGAGGUUGCCAAGGCUGACAAGAAAAACAAGACCUUCCCUCCUGACUGGUUAGCCCAGGAGAAGAAGUUACAGGAGGAAGCAUUCCGACAGCGUUGCAAAUUGCCAGACUACAUGCAUUGCCCAGCUAAGGGCUGCACAACAGUCUUCAAUAACGGCCAUAAGACUUGGGAUGACCGAAUGGAGCAUGUCGCUGUUCACCUUGAGCGUGCCGCCAAGAACGAGGAGCCACAUGUCGUUUUCGGGGGUACAAACGACGAGGCUCUCACGCAAUGGGCUUCACACCCCCACGUUCGUGUCAUUAUGUCCACCAACGGACGCUGGGAGACAUGUCAACCGCUCAAGGCGGCUAAGACAGAGUUAUCAAGGCUAACCAGUGUUCAUGACGAAGGCCUGGAUGAGGAUGCAGAAGGUGAGGAAUGCUAGAAGUCAUACGAUUGGCUUCAUACCACCAGUGCAUCAUUUCUCUAUCUUUGUAAGCUUUUCAUUUCACAAACUGGUGUCGGAAUGCGUUUUGGUAUAUCUGCAAAUUGGGGUCGUAAUACUGAAGAGUCGCGAACAAUGUAUUGGAUAUUUAAGGGGGUUUCUUGGCGUUUAUUCAAUUAUUAUACCACUAUCGUACCUAUACAAGUUCCUAACUUUGAUAAUUUCUGAUAAGAAUGGAUUAAUGUUCUGUCUUGCACAGCCAAUGGAUACAAGGAGGGAAUGAAUGCGGGAAUUUAUAGUUUGGUCUGGUCGUGCUUGGUUUGCACGACGACAGAGUUGCUGAUGUCAGAACAUCUUCGUUUUUUUUUCAUGUUUCCCUCCACAUCUUAUCAUCCAAACUGAUCACUGAACCAUUUGGGCUCCUUCGCGCGAAGCGUGAUGCAUUGAUCAAGGUUGCGUUGCUACACCACGUUGGGCACGGCGUUGUUGCCGACCUUUGCAUGCAAGUGCGUAUCCAGGCUCAUGAGCUUUACGCCAUUCAAUAUAUUCUUCAUAUUUUUGCUGCUGAAUUGGGUCCGGGUUUGUCGGUUUGGGAACAGGGUGUGGGCGAGGUUGAUAACAACUACUUCCCGGCGUUGGAUUGAAGAGAAUCUGAGGCGCUACAGAAGUGCCCAUGAAGUGACCUGAUGCAACAGGAUACUGUGGUAGAAGAGGACUAAACAUUGCUAGGCUCGGCGUAUUGCCGAAGGUGGCAGGCGUUGGCAGGAUUCCAAGUCCAAGACCAGGUAGCACUCCAGGGGUGAGGAUAUUUCGCACUGAAGGGCCACAAGCACCCCCUGGGGACCCAUAAUGGGCGGGCGGCGAUACAUUCGAUGAGUAGUUGAUCUCUUCUGAGUCCUGUUUGGCUGCAUCGGCUGUACUUAUCACUGGAACAGAUGUACUCUCUGUACUGUUGGCACCAAUGUCUGACUGUAGUGCGGGAACAGAAAUGUCGUCCAUGUUAUGAGAUGCAGUCCUGAUGGUGUUUCUAACGAUGUCUUCGCUUCCAUUCUCAGUUUGCCUUAGCAACAUACUCUUCAAAAUCUCGUCUUCUGAAAAACUGACAAUUCCCAGAGUUUGCGGUGCUGCCGGGAAACUUCUUUUGAAUGACAGGAAUUCCCUUGCCCUAGGGUUCAAUCCAUGUGUGAGGACAUCAGAAUCAAUUCGGAUUCCGGAGUCAUUAGAUGAGUCCUUACUUCUCCGUGGAUCGCUAUAAAGAGAGCCAAUACCGGAAUCAGAGCUUUGUUGUUUAGAUUGGCUCGGCUGCUGGCUUGAUUUUGGGCCCCAAGGACAACCAUGGCUGAUAAAAGGCCUAUCUAUAUCUCUCUUACUUUUUUCAGUCUCAUUUUUUGAUCCUUUAUGAAGCUUUUGCAAAAUUUUCAUGAAAGCGGCUUUUCUGCGUUCGAGUUCUUCACUCUUUCUGGUUUGCUCAGCUGACGAUGACGGGCCACUGGGUACUUCCGGUUGGAAUUUUCCAUGUGCGCUGCCGAUGUUGGCAACAGCUGUGCCCUUCAGUACAGCUUGCCUGGUCUUGUCAGUCCUUUCUUUGUCGAAUUCACUCUCGUUUCCAGCCUCUGUGGGGAAAAUAUGGCGAUGAGUUCGGCAUCGUUCUGCAUUGGAG